AUGGCCUAUAGAACAUAUUCCGAAUGGGAUAUUGAUGGUAAACGAAAGAAUUUUGGAUUAAAUGGUAUACAUGAUCAUUUAAAACAGUGGAAAUGGAAACCAAAAGUAAAGUCAACUGAUAACCAAAGGCAAAAUGAUCAAGCAACAACAUCUAUUAUUCAACCCAAAUUUGCUUUUCACAAGAAAGGAUUACCAGAAAAAUAUAAAUCAAAAAUUAAAGAUGCUGAACUAAAAUUUAUUGUUGGUGGUUCACAUUGA
Rotaria sp. Silwood2 is the source of this 258-nucleotide messenger RNA. Lineage: Eukaryota; Metazoa; Rotifera; Eurotatoria; Philodinida; Philodinidae. The record is from the annotation of a GenBank genome assembly.